GUGUAAAAGCAUGUUCCACCACUGCUCGGCGCUCGCGUGCCAUUUCGGUCCAACUGCCGCUCCAUCCUGCCACUGCGCUCAGAUCCGAUCGAGCUCAGGUCAUCCGAAAAGCUUCCACUCACCAAAGCGCAUUGACAGCAACGAUGUACAAGUAGCCUACCAUCGAAAGCGCAGCCUCUUUACUGUAUUCCUCAGAAGAAAGGAUGCGGUGAUGAUGGAACAAGACAGAGCAGCUCUGUAGUAGCCUACUGUACAACAAUUCCAAUCCGGAUUUACGUGAAAUCCUCAACAGUCUCUACAAGAGCAUUGUUGUAAUCGGCUUCUGAACAGAGGGAACACCCCGUCUUUCCAAUCAGGUUUCAGAUUGAUUCUUCACCUUGCUUAGAGAGAGAGGACAGGCACUCUGGACUGUAUUCGGAGCUGAGAGAAGGCUGAGGAGUUUGGAGCUGCUCUGAGCUGAAAGCCUACAAAUGAAAUAUGCCAGCCUUGCUCUAGUAUUUCCCAUUAUUUUUGUUUUAUUUUCUACCUAUUACACAGCAGGACAUGGUGCAUAUGACAACUGUAUUUAUCCAGUAACCUAAUAGUUUGAGGGUAUCACUUUUCGAAUGCCAACUCAGCAAUGAACACUAAUGCAGGGCCUUACCGGCACAGCGCCUACGGAGGCAGCCCGAGCGUCAACAGCGGGCGUGGCGCCGUGACCAUCCACUGUCUCCGCUGCCGGGAGGUCUGUAAGGGAGAGGUGGUUCGUGUGCAGAAUGUCCACUUCCAUGUCAAGUGCUUCAUCUGCCAAGUGUGUAGCUGUGACCUGGCCCGUUCAGGCUUCUUCCAGAAGGGAGGAGAGUACAUCUGUACAGAGGACUACCAGCGCCUCUACGGCACCAAGUGUGACAGCUGUGGAGACUUCAUCACAGGGGAGGUGGUCUCUGCGCUGGGGCGUACCUACCACCCCAAGUGUUUCGUCUGCAGCAUGUGCAGGAAGCCUUUCCCUAUCGGAGACAGGGUUACCUUCUGUGGGAAGAAGUGUGUCUGUCAGCAGUGCUCCCAUUCGCUAGUCAGCAACGCGCCGGUCAAGAUCCACGGACCCAGCCACUGUGCAGGCUGUAAAGAGGAGAUCAAACAUGGCCAGUCUCUCCUGGCCCUGGAGAAGCAGUGGCAUGUCAGCUGCUUCAAGUGUCAGACCUGUGGCACUGUGCUGACAGGGGAGUACAUCAGCAAGGAUGGUAUUCCGUACUGUGAGACUGACUACCACACCCAGUUUGGCAUCCAGUGUGUGACGUGUAACAGAUACAUCAGUGGCAGAGUGCUGGAGGCAGGGGGGAAGCACUACCACCCCACCUGUGCCCGUUGUGCCCGCUGUCUCAUGAUAUUUACAGAAGGAGAGGAGAUGUACCUGACAGGUUGCGAGGUGUGGCAUCCUGUGUGUAAACAAGCAGCUCGGUUGGAGAAGAAACUCAGAUUCAGACGUACCUCGGAGGCCUCCGUAUCUCCCCCUGGGUCCAGCAUCGGUUCCCCGAGCCGCAUCAUCUGUGCCAAAGUGGAAAACGAGGUCCUAAAUUACAAAGAUCUGUCCGCACUGCCUAAGAUUAAAACUAUUUGUGACGUGCAGCGGCCCGAUCUCAUUCCCUGUGAGUCUUAUCACAGAUACGCCUCUGAUGACAGACUAGAACGCUACAGCUAUGGGGAGUCUCUGGGAACUCUCUCUCCAAACUCUCAGGACAUCUAUGACAGCGUGGAGCUGAGACAGAGGCGCUCCUCCAGCCCAGGCUUCAUAGACUCUCCCACCUACAGCCGCCAGGGCAUGUCUCACACCAUGUCCACCUCCCGCUCCCCACAGCACUGCUUCCGCCCCGAUGGUUCUAACUACGCCACUAAGAGUAAAACCAGCGACAACAUCCUCCAGACUUCCCAGUUUCCGGACUCGUACUCUCCUGACCACUACCACCAGCAGUCUAACCACUACCCCUACACUCCCUCUCCCAGAGCUACUCGUGCCCGGAGGUUUUCCUCAGGUGGAGAGGAGGAUGGGUGGAAUCAAAGUCUUAACAGACUCCAAGGUGGUAUAGGCCGUAUGAUUCUGAAGGAGGAGAUGAAAGCCAGGUCUGGUUCCUAUGACAAUGACCCGUGGAGCAGCGCACGGAACUCCCGCACCAACUCCCGUAGCAACUCCCGCAGUGGAAGCAAAGAGGCCCUGCACAAUGUGGGCUACAGCAACACUGUCAACGGAUCUCCCACCAGAUCCCACUACAGUACAGACAGUGACUCCUUCAUCUCCAAGUCAGCCUCGUUGCCAGGGUAUGGCAGGAACGGAAUGCACAGGCCCCAGAGUGCAGAUUAUUUCCAGUACGACAGCAGCAGUGCAGUUAACUGGGGAAUCAGAGAAUACAAGAUCUACCCAUAUGACGUGUUGGUAGUCACCAUAAGGAGGCAGAACCAGCCCCCCAAUGACGUGGACAGAGCCAGACUAGAGCGUCACCUGUCUCCUGAGGACUUCUACCGGGUGUUUAGGAUGACUAUGGCUGAUUUUGACCGGCUGGCACUGUGGAAGAGAAACGAGCUCAAGAAACAAGUCCGACUGUUCUGAAAGGACCAGACUGUCGAAGCUCAGUAUAGCAGCCUGCUGGGCUUAACGUUAGAGGGGCUCACUGAGAGCCAUAAUAACCAGUCUGGGUAGUCCUCGUUCCAUCAGGUCAAAGUCACAGCAGAACCAGAACUAAAACCAGCUUGGGUUCUAGCCAUAGAAAUAGAAUGAGUUGUAAUGAUAUAGUUCUGUUGUUCCAGGACAUCCUCCGGGCCAGAGAAACCCAGCCAGCCUGAGUCUAUACAUCAAUAAUAUAUCUCUGGAGAAAGAGGAGUAACAGGCUCCUCCUCCUGAGCCAUGUCUGUUUGUGGGAGGACUAGACCAGGCUAGUUCUGCCUAUGCUUUCAGUAUUAUGUGUUUGCUUUAUUAGAAGGAGUUUAACUAUAGUUCAUGGCUGUCAUGUCAUGAGGUUAUAGCAGAUUUGAACUUUUUCAGGUUGCAGGUUUGGAGAGCUCUGAGACAUUAUCUUAUGAUCAAGCAGGAAAGAGAACACCAGCAAACUCUCCAAACAGAACGUGCUACCAGAUCAACUCUGUCCUUGCUUUCUGUACUCUAAAUAUAUUGUUUCAUUCGCAGACUUUUAUUAUUAUUUUUUUUUUACAUUGAGACUAAAACGUUGUAUUUCUUAAUAGAGCAAGGGUUCACCACGGAGUGAAAGGCUAGAUUGAUAGAUUGUGGUAGUACGGUUUAAGAGAAUGUGUGGAUCAUUGUGUGUUUACUGAAAAACCAAAGUAAUAUAACUAUAUUAAGAACCAAUGAGUUUGUUUGUGUUGUUUUGUUUUAGACACUAACAUGCUUAAAGAGUGACUGCCCCUAAAAAGCAACUUCUCUUUUUGAAAAUGGCCUAUGUGGCAUCGAUAUGAGUCAAAAUCAUUUAUUCAAGUGUCAAAAUUGACUACAAAGUGUAAAUAGGAUUGUUUUGGUCAUAAAGUCAGUCUCGUCCAAAAUCAGAGAUUUGCGAGAUAAUAGAAAAAAUGUUAUGUCACAGAAUGAAGGGUACCCUGACAGAAUGAAGGGUACCCUGACAGAAUGAAGGGUACUGUAACAGUUUUCCUUGGCUUGGGUUUAUUUCAAUUUGGUUUGACAUUUGAAAUCCCUAUGGGGCUAGUUAAGGACUAUCAGUAAAUUACACAAUGUACAUGGAACAAUCAUUUAAAAUAUUAAUAGCUCCAAAUUUCAAUGACUUAAAAAAUUAAAAAGAAGAAGAAAAUGUACUACUUUAAAAUGAAGAUAGCAUGGGCAGCGCCUUUGAGGCUGUCACAGACUCUAUAAUGGCACAAAUACGAAGAUGAGUCCAUCUAUCACUAUGGCCUGUUGUUCGCACAGGUGUCUGCCCUCUCAUUGGCUAGAAUGGUCCCACCUGAUCUCGCCCCAUCCCCAUGAUUUACUAAAUUGAUGGGAAGGAUUCAAACAAUGUAAUGUAUGUAUUGGAGUUUGGGAUUAUUUAGUCUUAUCAAUUUCAAUUGAACCAAAGGGUUUCAUUUACAGUAAUGGAAUAUCAUGUUAUGAUUGGAUCUUGAAUUGUAUUCAGAGCUGGGAUUGUAGUUAGGAUGAAAGAUGACGUGACUUCAUGGGGAGACUUGAUCUGAUUCUAACUCAACACAUGGAGACAGAGAUAAUGAAUAGAGAUAUACAUUAAUUAGAUCUGAAUCUGAACUGUUUCUGAAUAAAAAGGGAAAAUGUAUCUGCCUGUGGAGGAAAGUAGAUUGAAGGGAUUGGUGACCAGAAGUCUGGAUUAGAGAUGAAAUAGAGGAAUGCAUCUGAAUUAGAUUACAACUGAAAGGGAUUGAAUGAACUCUUCCUUGAACAAUACCAAGGUGAGGAGGGAAUGAAUCGAGGUGAGAAGGGAAGGAAUCGAGGGAAUUUUGUGGAUGUUGAAGUGGAAUUGAUUUGAUGGAAUUGUCCUGAUUGGUCUACGUGGAUACCAAUCCAAAGGACAACCAGGGUCCUGAUAUAUAUAUGAAAAAAGGUUCAUACAGUGCGAUCUAAAUCAACUUAGGAGGUGAAAUGAUUACGGGUUGCUAAAGAAUACACUAUAGUGUGCAUAGAGUAGAACAAAACAUUAUCCUGUUGGGUUUUGAAGAGGUGAUUCCUAGUUAUCUCCUGUUGGGUUUUGAAGAGGUGAUACCUAGUUAUCUCCUGUUGGGUUUUGAAGAGGUGAUACCUAGUUAUCUCCUGUUGGGUUUUGAAGAGGUGACUCCUAGUUAUCUUCUGUUGGGUUUUGAAGAGUUGACUCCUAGUUAUCUCCUGUUGGGUUUUGAAGAUGUGACUCCUAGUUAUCUCCUGUUGGGUUUUGAAGAUGUGACUCCUAGUUAUCUCCUGUUGGGUUUUGAAGAGGUGAUACCUAGUUAUCUCCUGUUUGGUUUUGAAGAGGUGACUCCUAGUUAUCUCCUGUUGGGUUUUGAAGAGGUGACUCCUAGUUAUCUCCUGUUGGGUUUUGAAGAGUUGACUCCUAGUUAUCUCCUGUUGGGUUUUGAAGAUGUGACUCCUAGUUUUCUCCUGUUGGGUUUUGAAGAGGUGACUCCUAGUUAUCUCCUGUUGGGUUUUGAAGAGGUGACUCCUAGUUAUCUCCUGUUGGGUUUUGAAGAUGUGACUCCUAGUUAUCUCCUGUUGGGUUUUGAAGAGGUGACUCCUAGUUAUCUCCUGUUGGGUUUUGAAGAGGUGACUCCUAGUUAUCUCCUGUUGGGUUUUGAAGAGGUGACUCCUAGUUAUCUCCUGUUGGGUUUUGAAGAGGUGACUCCUAGUUAUCUCCUGUUGGGUUUUGAAGAGGUGACUCCCAGUAUUCUCCUGUUGGGUUUUGAAGAGGUGACUCCUGGUAAUCCAAUAGAACAUACAAUAUUCUUGGUAGCCUACAUGCAAAGCUGUCCUUUUUCUAUCAGUUGUAUUUGAAUGGUCUGGUAUGAGGUUGUGCGUCAUAGGAAAAUAUAGUUCUGAUUGUUAGUGUAUGCAGCACUGUCUUUAUCAGACGAAUAUUAGUCAUACUGACUAGCAGUAGUCAUCUAGUAUAAAUAACUCUUACUGCCAUCUUUGUAAUGGUUGUUUGUUUUAUAGGUGUGUGUGUGUGUGUGUGUGUGUGUGUGUGUGUGUGUGUGUGUGUGUGUGUGUGUGUGUGUGUGUGUGUGUGUGUGUGUGUGUGUGUGUGUGUGUGUGUGUGUGUGAGUCGCAAAUUAUCAUAGAUAUUUACAAUACUAACAGCAAUACCGGUCAAUAAUGUACAUACAGUACUUCCAGAAUUCACAAUCUCAUUUUUGAAUCUAUAUCCAUUAUAAAAGGUUUGGGAGACCUUUAAAUUUAUGUUUUCAUUUUGAAACUGUACAAAGCAAUCUGCAUAUUAUUUAUUUCAAUGUCAGAACUACUGCUCAACAAAUGAUGUACAUCUUUUAUUUAAAUUAAAGCAGUUUACAAGUGGA
This is a messenger RNA of Salmo salar (Atlantic salmon), 5988 nucleotides long. RefSeq names its product actin-binding LIM protein 3. The record is from RefSeq and is a predicted model, not a curated record. Gene Ontology annotation, cellular component: stress fiber; actin cytoskeleton. Lineage: Eukaryota; Metazoa; Chordata; Actinopteri; Salmoniformes; Salmonidae. Gene Ontology annotation, molecular function: actin filament binding. Gene Ontology annotation, biological process: cilium assembly; cytoskeleton organization; lamellipodium assembly.